Emiliania huxleyi CCMP1516 is the source of this 2757-nucleotide messenger RNA. RefSeq lists its product as hypothetical. Lineage: Eukaryota; Haptophyta; Isochrysidales; Noelaerhabdaceae. Gene Ontology annotation, molecular function: ATP binding; RNA binding; RNA helicase activity. Gene Ontology annotation, biological process: mRNA splicing, via spliceosome. The record is from RefSeq and is a predicted model, not a curated record. Gene Ontology annotation, cellular component: catalytic step 2 spliceosome. The transcript is spliced from 9 exons. The coding region runs from base 1 to 2427 and encodes 808 amino acids.
AUGGCCGCCAGCUCGAGCGCAGGGCCAAUCAGCGCUGACUUUGAGAACGAGAUGGACGAGGAGGAGCUGGCGGCGCUGCGGCAGCGCGAGCACCGCCGCAAGGCGGAGCCGAUGUCGCUGCAGGAGAAGCUGGCGCAGCAGCAGCAGGAGCGCGAGCGGGACAAGCCCGUCUUCAUGAACAAGAAGGAGCGGGACGAGUCGCGGGCGGCGGUCGAGGCGGAGGAGAAGGAGCUGCAGUCACUCAUGGACGAGGCGGAGCGCGAGCAGCGGCAGGCGUACAUGCAGAAGGUGCGGGACGCGCUCCGGGAGCAGCGCGAGCAGGAGCGGAUGUCGCGGACGGCGCAGGCGACGCGCGCGGUGGAGAAGAAGGAGGAGGCCAAGACCAAGGAGGAGAUCGCGCGCGAGAAGGAGCUGCAGCAGAUCAAGAAUGCCUACCUCGGCGUCAAAAAGGAGAAGAAGAAGGCGGCAAAGAUCAGCGAGAAGUUCCGCUUCGCCUUCGACUGGGGCGCGGAGGAGGACACCUCCGCCGACCUCAACCCGCUCUACGACAAGAAGCACGAGGCGCUCCUCCUCUUCGGGCGAGCAGCUCUUUCUGUUUUCGCCGACGCGCCGCGCGGGUUGCGCGCCGGGAUCGACCGGCGCGAGCAGCUCUCGCGGCGCGACGAGGCGCUGACGCAGAGACACCGCAGCCUCGCGCCGCCGGGGGGUGCACCGCCGCCGCCGCCGCCGCCGUUGCCCGGGGGCGCGCCGCCGCCGCCGCCGCUGCCGCCAGCUGGCGGCGUGCCGUUUCCGCCGCCGCCGCCGCCGCCGGGAGGGUACCCGGGCGGGUACCCGGGCGGGUACCCGGGCGGGUACCCGGGCGGGUACCCGGGCGGGUACCCGGGCGGGUACCCGGGCGGCGGCGGGCCGUCGGGCGAGAUGGAGAUUGUCGCGGGCGCGUCGAGCAGCCUGGAGGAGAAGCUGCGCAUGAUGAACUCGAAGACACACAUGGACAAGAAGAUCGCAAAGUACGAGAACUCGAAGCACUAUUCGGAGAUCGAGGACAUCAGCCGUAUGACGGAGCGGCAGUGGCGCAUCUUCCGCGAGGACAACGAGAUCGCGACCAAGGGCAACAUGCGCCACCCGGCCACUGGAGAGGUCAUCAAGCCGUUCCGCUUCUGGAGGGAGUCUGGGCUACCGCCGGAGAUCCUCGCGGCCAUCCGAAAGGCGGGGUACGAGAAGCCGUCGGCCAUCCAGAUGAUGGCUAUCCCGCUCGGGCUCGCCGUCAAGGACGUGAUCGGCGUCGCAAAGACCGGCUCCGGCAAGACGUGCGCCUUCGUGCUGCCGAUGCUCGUCUACGUCCUCCGCCAGCCGCCAAUCACGCGCGAGACGGCGCCCGACGGCCCACUCGCGCUCAUCAUGGCGCCGACGCGCGAGCUGGUCCAGCAGAUCGAGGACGAGGCGCGCAAGUUUUGCGGCGAGCUCAAGAUCCGCGUCUACUCCAUCGUCGGCGGCAUGUCCAUCGAGGAGCAGGGCUUCAUCGCCAACCAGGGCGUGGAGGUGAUGGUCGCGACGCCGGGCCGGCUGAACGACGCGCUCGACCGGCGGUACCUCGUGCUCAACCAGUGCAACUACGUGGUGCUCGACGAGGCGGACCGGAUGAUCGACAUGGGCUUCGAGCCGCAGGUGAACGCCGUGCUCGCGGCAAUGCCCACCUCCAACCUCAAGCCCGACGACGAGUCUGCGCUCAUCGACCUGUCGGGCGACACUAAGUACCGGCAGACCUACAUGUUCUCGGCGACGAUGCCGCCGUCGGUGGAGCGGAUCGCGAAGAACUACCUGCGGCAGCCCGCCUUUGUGUACGUCGGCGACCAGAGCUCCUCCAAGGCCAACAUCACGCAGCACGUCGAGAUGCUCAAGGAGAACAAGAAGAAGGACAAGCUGCUUGAGCUGCUGCAAAACGGGCCGCCGCCGCCCAUCAUCAUCUUUUGCAACGGCAAGCGCGGCUGCGACGUGCUCUCUCGCUCGCUCGACAAGAUGGGCUACCCGACCGCCGUUAUCCACUCGGGCAAGGACCAGGCGACGCGCGAGCUCGCGAUCGAGGGCUUCAAGUCGGGCGAGUUUGAGAUUCUGGUGGCGACCGACAUCGCGGGGCGCGGCAUCGACAUCCAGGGCGUCGAGCACGUCAUCAACUACGACAUGCCGAAGGACAUCGAGAGCUACACGCACCGCAUCGGCCGCACGGGCCGCGCCGGCCGCAAGGGCGUCGCCACAACCUUCGUCACGGGCGAGGGCAUCGAGGAGAACGUGCUCUACGACCUCAAGGUCAUGCUUACCUCGUGCAAGCAGCCGGUGCCGCCCGAGCUGGACAGGCACCCGGCCGCCAUUCCAAAGGAGCAGCGCGAGUACCGCAAGGCACACCCAAAGAUCAUCGAAGCGAAGAAGUAGAUCGCGGUCGAGACGUCGGCUUCCGAGGCCUCUCUCACGAAGGAGCAGGUUGUGGCAAGAGGGAGAGGGCCCGACUGGCAACUGCCAGCUCGCAGGUGAGAUGCCUGCGCGCGGCCGGGCGUGUGUUUUGCUCGAGGUGCUUGUACGCAGAGGUGUAUGAUAGCCUCCUGCCUGAUCGCAGCAUGGGUGCAUGAAUACAAUCUUUGGAGAGACUCAUAAUCACAAUCACUCACCCGCGGGCAGGUGCGUCGGAGCACUUGGCGCACUGUUGACCACUUGGAGCACUUGGAGUGCAGUCACUUGAUUGAUUGAUCUGGGAAGGCGAAAGUC